AAACAAGACUAUUAAGAUCUAUUGUAAACUUUCAUUCAUACACUAUAGUUAGUCAUCUAUUAUCCAUAUAUACACAAUGAAAAUAGAAAAAUUAUCUUUUUGUAGUUGUGGGACAAAUAAUAGAUAAAAAAUGUAAUAAAAGUAUACUCAAAAAUAAAUGGGACGGGUACGGGGCGGGUAUGGGGCGACAAUGUAUAAAACCGUAACCACCCAGUUACCCGUAAAACCAAAACGGAUAUUCCCCGCCCCAUACCCGUUCCCGAACUCCCUGAAUGACUUUGCUUCCUUCUUGCCUGUCUUGAAUCCAUCCUUGCUUUCUUGACCCCAAUCAAUGCGGUUUUCCCCGUUUUGACCGGGACGGUUCAGUACGGGUAUGAUCGGUCACAAUUGCAUCUACUACCCUGCCCUCCCCCUGCCUUAAUGCCCUAUCAGACCCCUUUAUCCUACCCCUCACCCUCAUCCCUAUCCCCUGUUGCAACAGCCGCUGCCGCCCCAUCCGAUUGUCGUUGGAUUGAACCGCCGACUAACCCUAGCCGCUAGGAAUAGACGAUCGAGAUGUGGAUUGAUGAAGAAGAAAUUGGAGCUCCAGAUUUAUGGCGCCACGAGCCGGCCUAGAAGAAGAAAGCAGAAGAAGAGUCAGGACAGCAAAAGCACACUCUUCGACGCUCAAACUGAAGACGCCUUCGCCGCCGUGUUCUCGUCGUCUGCCGAAGCCCCAUCGCCAUUGCCUCUGCCGUCGAUGGAGCCCCGUAGUCAUUUCCUUGCAGUCGUCGCCGAAGAUGGAGGUGUAAUGACGGUGUGCGACGCGACGAUACGGUGGUGCUGUGCAACGCGGCGGUACGGUGAGGAGAUGGCUAGUGAAGAUGGAGACGCAAUGGUCUUGGACGGAAAAGAACCGAUGCAGAGUUGUUUUGGGCUAAUUAUGUGGAAGGUAUUUUAGUAGUGUUGGACUCGGGUCGGUCCACCCAGCCCGUGGACCGGCCCAGCCUGUUACUUGCGGGACCGAAACCGGCCUGGUUCUCGGGUCCGGGGUAGGGCGGAUCUGGGCUCGGGUCUCACAUUUGGCGAACCGACCCGGGCCCGGGCCAAAUGGUUUUUUUUUUUUUUUUUUUUCAUUUUUGUGGUUCCACCUGGGUUGGGCUGAUGGUUAGGAUGAGUUUGGGGGGUUUGGGAGGGUGGGGUGAGGGGGUUAGGAAAGUAAAAAAAAAAUCAAACCGGAGGUCCGGCCCGGAACCGGUGGAUACCCGGACCGGUCCCGAGUCCACCAUUCCUGAACCGUCCCGUCUGGGCCUAGGGCCGACCCGGCCCGUACCCGAGUCCACCCCUAGUAUUUUAGUCACUUCAAUUGUAUUUGGUCUCAUUUUUACCCAUACGAAAAUAUGGUCUCAUUUUUGUCUAUUGGAAACCUCAUUGUAUUAUUUUUGUCAUUCUCAAAAGUAUUUAUGAGGUCCUUACCUUGAUUCAACAGGUUUUCUCUUCUUUCUUCCACUUUUUCUUCUCCUUUCUUCUGUCACUUCAUUUCCCUUGUUCUAGUUCGAAUAGAGGUGGUAAGGAUGGUGUUUGGAGACUACUAUUCUUGCUGGUUGAAGCUUUCAAUAAGUCACCCAUCCAUCUUGGCUUAGAAGUUGUUCUCUUCACUUGUUCUGAAUUUUUCUGAUCUGAAUUUUUUAAGUUCUGAUCUGAUCUGAUCUGAAUUUUUCUGAUCUGAUAUGAUCUGAUCUGAAUUUUUCUGAUCUGAUCUGAUCUGAUCUGAAUCUUUCUGAUCUGACCUGAUCUGAUCUGAAUCUGUCUGACCUGAUCUGAAUGUUUCUGAUCUGACCUGAUCUGAUCUGAAUCUGUCUGACCUGA
Molecule: messenger RNA, 1848 nt
Organism: Cuscuta europaea
Lineage: Eukaryota; Viridiplantae; Streptophyta; Magnoliopsida; Solanales; Convolvulaceae
Source: the annotation of a GenBank genome assembly